Molecule: messenger RNA, 2216 nt
Organism: Anopheles coustani
Lineage: Eukaryota; Metazoa; Arthropoda; Insecta; Diptera; Culicidae
Exons: 3
Coding region: 319-1440 (373 amino acids)
Source: RefSeq, a predicted model, not a curated record
CUCGGAACCGAGCGCCACGCAUUGCUGCCCGUGGUACGGGAGGACCACGGGCUCGGUCGAUCUACCCGACGAUUGACCGAACCGGACAGUCACAACUACGAUGUGACGACCAACGACGAUGAGCCUGCACCGCCGUCGCGGCCAGGGCCACCGGUCGAGCCGACCGUCGCCGCCACCGCCCCCGGUGGCGCGAUCGGACCGGACGAGACCGAACUGGCCGCCGCCGCCGCCGUUGCCACCGCUACAGCCGCCAGCAUCAUCAAGGGUGUUGGUGGUGGUAGUGGUCGCUGGAUCGCGGACGACGGUGACAGCUACAACAUGGCCACGUUCGGCCAGACGAACGGGGUAUGGCCGAUCCGGCAGCCACUCCCGCUGCCCAAGUGGUCCAGCAGCCCCGUGGCGCCGUACGUGGUCGACAAGCUGUGGCAGUACGAGGAUCUGGUCGGCCUGAUUGAAACGAAGCUGCAACGCAUGCUCGAGGAGACGCACUACAACACGGCGAACAACUUUGUGGACUUCUACAAGGCAUACCAGCGGGUCGGACGCGGGGAUCUGAGAACGCACUUCGAGCACUACACCAUCCCGAUCAACCGCCGGCAUCACAUGUGCGUCAGUUUGGCCAUGGAAAUUGUCUCAAGAGUCGCUGAACAUCAUCCGGAUAUCGCGGGCCACCUCUAUCUGGUAUCGUGCGAGGAAGCACUGGACGAAACGGACUCGUACAUCCAGCACUGCGAGGAAAACGGCAUCGAGUACGCAGGGUCCACGCUCGAGAAGGAGCAUGCCCUGGUCGCGAUGAAGAUUGUCGUCGGAGGUCGCGAGGGAGUUCUCAUCCUCGACCCCGGCUAUCACGUUGCUCGGGCCGUGACCGUCAUGAAGGACCAGAAAUACCCGCACACCGGGUGGUUCACGCAAUCGGACGAGCCGCAUUGCAAGCGCGAGUACAGCUACGCUCUGCACGAUCAUAACAGCGACUACAUCACCUGGACGGAACGGAUUACCCGGGGUGGCAAGCAACAGUACGAGCAGUCGGUCGUUUACAUUGCCCGCCCGUACCGGACCGCGAUCGAUGUAACCGUGCGUCGGAAUCUGGUGUACAAUUUCCGUUCGCUGUUAUCUCGCGAUGCAAAGGGACGCGUUUGUGCUGGAAUGUACUUCCCGCUCGUACCGAAUCCGCUCGAUGCGCAAGUGACGCUGUUCUACGACAACGCCAACGAGAGCCAGGUGAAGCAGAAGUUCAAAUUUGCCGUCUUUCGCGAUCCAGAGAAGAUUCCUGACCCGGUGAUGGUGCACUUGGAAAACCUAGCCCCGCAGCUACGGAUGCCGCUUGGAGACCUGACCGACCUGAUGGUCGAUCUGGCCGAGUCGAUUCACGACGCCGAGUUCGUGCAGCAGGUGCUCGAGAUCAACAACCACAUCACGGAACUGUCGGCAGAUAAUUAAACGAUCCAUUUUCUUUACCCUUCCCGUUGAGGGGGAGAGGUAUCUUAGCACUUGCAACGUUUACAUUCUACACCCCUAGAAACCCCUAGCGGGUGAUGCAGAACAACUUUUACGCUAUUCUUCACACUUUUCCUUCACUUGAGUACUUUAGUCUAUUCCUCUUGAGAUCAAAAAUUAUGGAUGAGUGGUAGGAAAGAGGAUCGGGGCACCGAAGCUGAGGGAGAAGACACAUUUGUUUAUCUUGCAUUCUUUAAAUCAAUAUUAAAUCAGCGUACGUAUAGUGUUCUAUUACGUGUCUAUGAUUAGCAACUAAUUCAAUAUUCCGUCACCAUAAGGUGCACUUAAUUAUUUCAUUGCUUACAUUCAAACGUGCUGCAGAUUGAGCAGAAAAGGAUGCGUUGUCUUUUACAUUAUCUAGCUUAUUUGACAAAUGACACCCGUUCGUUUCCCGAUGUUGGUUUACGGUCGUUGAAAUCAUCCCAUCAACCGGGAUCUUUCUGGUUUUCUUAAAGAGCAUUUCCAUUCCCUUGUGUUUGCAAUUUUGAAAAUAUGUGUAGUGUGUUUUUAUCGUAUAUGUCUCGAUCGAAGAACGAUCCCGUCGAUCCCGGCCGCCUUCGUCCAGAGCGAUGGCCGGCACUGACGGUGAAAGAGAGGUAGCGAGGACUUAAGCAGCGUUUAAAGUGUAGUAGUUUCAAUCUUAAUCGGACUAUUUAAUCAUUUUCAAUUAAAAAUGUAUCUAUUCAACCACAAUACAGCUUGACAAAUAAAGCAAAGAA